Molecule: messenger RNA, 1746 nt
Organism: Sorex fumeus (smoky shrew)
Lineage: Eukaryota; Metazoa; Chordata; Mammalia; Eulipotyphla; Soricidae
Gene: IMPG1
Product: interphotoreceptor matrix proteoglycan 1
Biological process (GO): visual perception
Source: RefSeq, a predicted model, not a curated record
AUGGUGUUUGCUAAGCAAAUAUCAGUGAAGCUCUGUUGCUUGCUCCUCCAUUAUGAACAAGGAGCCUAUGACCAUGCAUUUAUAAGAGCAGGCAAAAGGUAUUUGAAUGUCAGACAAGUAUUCCUUCGCAAACUCAUAACUAAAAAUGGUGGUGAACAACUUUACUACGGCCAAUUAGAUGCAGGACUAUGUUGCAGGCAUAGUCGUCCAGUGGUGGCAUUGGAGAAGGAUAAAGAGAGACAGGAAGAUCUCUUAACAGAGCUUUGCGAGGAAGACUGGCCUGCUUUGUCUCCACAAGAAAAAGGGGGUCAUUCAAGUCCUCCCAAUGCCAGAUCUCAACGAGAAGGUCCGCACAAAAAUAAUGAAGAUAGCACUACUAAAAUAUACCAUUCUGAAACUAAAGACAUAAACAAUGCCCUAAGAAGUGAAACAACUGAAAAUCCUGCAAAACUAAGCAAAAUUUCCAGCACAAAACGAGUAUUCCAUUUGACAAACCAUUGAAUAAAAAGAUCUGAUUUUUUUUUCCCAGCAGGGUUUAAAGUCUGUCCUCAGCAAUCCAUGAAACAAAUUUUCAGUAUUCAGCCUUAUAAGAGAUUGAGAGUGUGUCAGGAGGCAGUGUGGGAAGCCUAUCAGAUCUUUCUGGAUCGUAUCCCUAACACAGGUGAAUACCGGGACUGGAUCAGCAUCUGCCAGCAGGGAACUUUCUACCUCUUUGACGUGAGGAAAAACUUCAGCAACUCCCAGGAGCACCUGGAACUUCUUCAGCAGGAAAAAGAAAUAGAAUUCAUUGACGUUCUUGAGGGCCAAACAGAGAAGGUGGAGUUGAGUAUUUCUCUGGCAAAACAGAAGUUCAGGGCAAAAUUUACUGACUGCCAGUCCCUUUGUUACCAAAAGUUACCAGAAAAAUCAACUCAUGAACCUUUCCGUAUUCACCUCUGUCUAAAUGCCCUUCCUAAGACAAAUCGUUAUGGAAGGUUCCCUAGUGCCUCUUCUCUGAUGCAAAAAGUAUUCAAAACACUUUCGGGAUUCAAAGAAAUCUGUGUGUUAGGAUUUAGGAAAGAGCAUGAAGACAUGUGGCUCACUGCAAGUGACCUCCUGUCUUUUGGUUCUAAAAAAAAAAUUGAAAGUGAAGGAGUCCCUUGUGAAAUAAUAGAGGAGAAGAACCAGCAAUCAGAAAUCUUUGUCACAGCUUUAUACUUCCAAAAGAUUAGCAGAGCACUAGAGGAAGACUAAUCCUUGGAUGUGGGGUCUAUUCAUUUAACUGAGUUGAUACCCUGGGGGCCCAAAAACACAACAGAAAUACCAUCUGCAGCCCUGGUCUCCACAGGCUUAACCUCCUUUCCAGAAAUUCAACUUUUUAGUUCAAACAUCCUCCCCUUGACUGAUCAAAGUGACACAGAUAUAAUGUCCAUUAACCAGACAGGACUAACCACAAUGAUGUGGAACCUGAAGCCCCUUGGCCUGGGGUCUGCUUUUGAAGUGAUUAAACGACACUUUGGAAAGGGUUCUUGGGAAACCAUUUCUUCUUUUCCCUCUCAAGUCAGGUCAGGACUCUGGGAAGGCAACAGAGCAACUAAGUGGUUGUGUGAUGAUCACAGAGCUGUGAGUCCUUAUCGACAAUCCAAUCGUAUAGGAUUGAAGCAACUUGAAAUACUGGGCUUCAGAAAUUGGAGUGUGAUCGUGAACAGCAAAAUGAGAUUUGAUAAGUUGGUGCCAUAUAACCUCACCCAGGCUGUGCGUGUGUAG